Molecule: messenger RNA, 1422 nt
Organism: Scatophagus argus
Lineage: Eukaryota; Metazoa; Chordata; Actinopteri; Scatophagidae
Gene: fbxw4
Product: F-box and WD repeat domain containing 4
Exons: 9
Coding region: 174-1343 (389 amino acids)
Biological process (GO): SCF-dependent proteasomal ubiquitin-dependent protein catabolic process
Cellular component (GO): SCF ubiquitin ligase complex
Molecular function (GO): protein binding
Source: RefSeq, a predicted model, not a curated record
AUCCGCCGUCUGUGCUUUCCUGCUUCCUGUUUCCUGUAUGCUGCGCCUUUCUAAAAAAUGGAAUAUUGUUUACUUUUUUUAACGCCCGUCUUUACAAACUGUCACCGUUUACGGGGAAAUACACAGACCAGAGUGUAUCAGGAGGGAACAGUAGUGCUGUCAGAGCGCCCACCAUGUUGUUAUCUCAGCUGCCAGAGGAUGUUCUCUAUCAUAUCUUAUCUUAUUUGGACUACAGAUCUCUCAGUCGCCUGUGUCAAGUUUGUAAAACUAUUUACCACUUUGUAAACCGGGAUGCUGUGUGGAGGAAUAUUGCAAAAGAGUUUUUAAACACUGGAAUUACCCGGACUGGGACGGACAUAUAUUGUCACAUCCCAUUGAAAGAGAGAGUGAAAAUAGCUCAAAACUGGCGUGAUGGCGCCUGCAAAAGGGCUGUUCCUCUUAAAUGGAAAACAAAACUGUUGCCAUGGCUGCAGCUGGAUGGAGAUGUCCUGCUUUUGUCUCAGGCUGCUGAUAUUGGAGCGUACCAUCUGCAGCAAAAAUCUGGGAGGCUCCAGCGAAACCCAUUUAAAAUCUACUCUGGCCAAAAGGGUGAUGUCUGUCGCUUUGUUCUGACGGACUCUCACCUGAUCAGUGGUGGAAGUGAUGGCAAGAUCCUGGUCCACAGCAGGAGGAGAGACAUUUCAGUGGAGUUAUCAGGUCAUAACCAAGAAGUGAACUGCCUGGACUCUAAAGAUGGACUCAUCAUCAGUGGAUCCAGAGAUCGAACAACACGGAUUUGGACUUUGACUUCAAACUGCCCCAGGGACAUAAUUCCCAUGUAUGACAGAGUGUGGUCUGUUGCUAUUAGUCCUGCACUGAGCUCCUUUGUAACAGGCACUGCAUGCUGUGAGAACUUCUCCCCUCUUCGCAUCUGGGAUGUUGAACGGGUGGAGUGUGUGUGCAUUCUGGGCUCACAGUUUCGCCGUGGGGCUGGUGUGUUGGACAUGGUGUUUGAGUCUCCGUUCCAGCUCUUUACCUGCGGCUAUGACACCUUCAUUCGACUGUGGGACCUGCGACUCAAUCCACGGAAGUGUGUGAUGGAGUGGGAGGAGCCUCAUGACAGCGCUCUGUACUGCAUCCAAACAGAUGGAAAUCACAUGAUAGCCAGUGGCUCCUCAUACUACGGUGUUGUACGACUCUGGGACAAACGGCAGUCUGAAUGUCUGCAGUUCUUUCAGCUGAGUUCAGACCCAGCGAGCAGCCCAGUUUACUGCUUGAGGUUCAGCAGCUCUCACCUGUAUGCGGCCCUGGCCACCUCCCUGCACUCCCUGGACUUCAGCCAGACCCCCAUCUGCAUCAGAUGAUAAACACACAAACACUGUUCAUAUUUGUCUGUACAAUAAAGCUGUCUAGUUUCGCAAUAAAUGUUUUCAGAAUUUCAAA